This is a messenger RNA of Rasamsonia emersonii CBS 393.64, 798 nucleotides long. RefSeq lists its product as uncharacterized. The record is from RefSeq and is a predicted model, not a curated record. NCBI's taxonomy places the organism in Eukaryota, Fungi, Ascomycota, Eurotiomycetes, Eurotiales, Trichocomaceae. The transcript is spliced from 3 exons. Bases 1 to 798 code for a protein of 265 amino acids. Gene Ontology annotation, molecular function: protein binding. Gene Ontology annotation, biological process: proteasome-mediated ubiquitin-dependent protein catabolic process. Gene Ontology annotation, cellular component: nucleus; cytoplasm.
AUGUCGUCGACUCCCUCCACCACCACGCCAACAUGGCACCACUUUGAGAAGAAGGUGGACGAGGUCAAGCCUUCCAAGACUGACAUCAACUAUCUUGUGAUGGACUACCUCGUCACCAAUGGUUAUCCUGCAGCUGCAAAGAAAUUUGCAGCGGAGGCCAACAUCCAGCCGAGGGCCGACAUCGAGUCGAUUCAGGAACGAGUAGAGAUUCGCAGCGCGAUCCACUCGGGAGACAUUCAGACCGCCAUUGAAAAAAUCAAUGAGCUGAACCCUCAGAUCCUGGAUGAAAAUCCGUCUCUUCACUUCUCUCUUCUCCGAUUACAGCUUGUCGAGCUGAUUCGUAAAUGCACCUCCAGUCCUGAUGGAGACAUCACACCGGCGCUGGACUUUGCAACGUCCCAGCUCGCGCCGCGAGCUCCAACCAAUCCACAGUUUCUGGAAGACUUGGAGCGUACUCUGGCUCUCUUGAUUUUCCCGUCGGAAAACCUGGCCCCUUCGCUGGCCUCUCUGCUUCAUCCUGAUUUGCGCAAGGAGAUCGCAACGAAAGUGAACGAAGCCAUCUUGCAAAGCCAAGGUGCGCGUAAAGAGGCUCGAUUGCGCAAUCUGGUCAAGCUCCGCGCAUGGGCGGAGCAGAAAGCACGAGAAGCGAAGAAAGACAUACCCGACCAUUUGGACCUGGGAUUGGUCCCGGAUAAAACGAAUUCAGAUCACGAUCAUGACGCCGGCACCAACCAGAAUGGCAACUCUGAGGAUGCUGUAAUGACUAACAAUGGGGACGUUGAUCCCAUGGUCUCGUAA